CUCACACUCAACACUCAACUCAGAAACUCAGUACUCACACACAUUACUCACUGUUGAGUAAUGUCAUCCUGAUGUUUGUAAAUCCCGAUCAAUUUCUUGGUAAAUGUAGAUGAACACGAUGCUGCUAUUAUGGCCUCUCACUUUUGGACACAGUGGUGUUUUGGAUUUGCAUUUACAUUAUUAUGGGUAGCUGUGCUCCUUACAUCAACCGCUGAGAGCUCCUUGGCUGUACCUAGAGAAGUCUUCACAUCAUUAGGAGACACUGUAACAUAUCAAAGGGCAAAAAGAUCUCCUGACGAAGAAACAUUCCAACCCCGCAUUCCAAAAAAAGUGGAAGAUUAUGAAAUAACAGAAGAUGAUUUCAACGAUACGCAAGUGACGAGCCAACAGACCAGCAGUGAAGAAGUUUCUUUAGACAAUGAGGAUGAGGCCAAGGAAACUCCUCAGGUGAUAAAGGACCAGAAAAACAAACAAAACGAGCCAAAAAAGUACAAUGCAAGCGAGUUUAAGAAAGUCGCUGCAGAAAUCAAACCUUCAAACGACAGCGCGGGUGAAAAACCAAAGCUACCCAUUUACAACCCGAAUCCAGUUAUAAAGUACAACAAUUCCUUUAAAAAAGAUUCUAAAUUGAAUUCCUCUGUUGAUUCUAGUUUCAAAGCGGAUAGUUCUAAUUUGAAAGUUCCCAGCAAAUUUAUGAGGAAAGUCAAAGGAGAUGUCAUUGAAGGGCCAGUCAACACGACUAAGGUAGCUAGUCUCAAUGAGACUCGCUUGAUGAGUGAUCAGCCGGUUGCUACAGAGAGCGAGAGUGAUGCGGUCAAUAACUCUACGGAUAUCUCUGAUGACGAAACUCUGGAUGGCCUUUUACAAAACUCAACAAGUAUAAGCGAAGACAACUCUACAAGCGCAGAUGGCCGUACAAUGCCGUCAGAGGAUCUUAACAUUGUUCUGAUAUCUGGGGUUACUCUGGGUACAGCCGCGCUACUGGCAGUUGUAGCAGGUGGAGGAUUUGUUUAUUACCGUCACAGAAUGUGGAACAAACCGCAGACGUUGAGUGACAAAUGCAGCAACGCUGACUCUAGCGGCUACAUUGAUGACAGCACACUUAGGGAGAAUUCAGAAGAAAUGUACAGUUUGGACAAUGAUUCAUUCCUGAAUAGCUUGGAAGCGAUGACGAUUCAGAACUACUGGACUGACAAUGUCAAACAUACCAAGCUGUAAGCUGUAGCAAUAUUCUCAGUUAACCAAAUGUGCAUUUUGCGUCCAUAUUUAUACAUAGCCCUCACAGGAGUUGUAUGGAUAUUUCCUUUACAAAAACACUAUCCUGACUUUUAUAUAAUAUUUCUCAAGUAUAUUUAUGUUAUUGAAAGUUUUAAACGCAUAGUAAAACUAUAUACACAAUGACCUUCAAUCAGUUUAAAUAGUCCAGUGUUUAAACAAAGUGCAGUAUUUUAUAUGACUGUUAUUUUUAUAUAUUCAGUUAGAGUUAGUAUAGAUUCAUCACAAAAAUAACUAUUUUAUUUAUGCAUUUUACAUGUUGACAGUGUUAAGUGUUACCUUAGCUCUGAUGUUCACUUAAGUAGGUUGUAGAACACGUAGUGGAGGGCUGAAAUGUCUGUGAUGGUAGGAUAGUUCACACCGGACGAUUAAACCAACCUUCAGGUCAUUUUAUACUGUUUUUUCAUAGUAUUAAAUGUAUUCUUGUCUUUCUUUGUAGCUAGACAUAACUAAUAUUUUUUGUAAAUUUACACUAGUAGGAAAUGUACAAAUUUAUACAUUUGUAAUUUUCCUGUAUAUCGACACGGUUUAUUUUGUUGCAAAUAUCUUUAAUCGGUUGUGAUUUAUUUAAUUGUUACUAAUGUUGGCUUCGUGUUGUUAAGUUUUAGUUGCGGUUAUGUAAAUAGGCGAUGCAAAUUAUGACAGUGUAAAUACUUUUUAUUUUUAUAUAUUGUAAAUCCACAUCCCACAAAACAUUUUCAAGUAGGGUUAAAUGAAAUGAAAAGAAAUACCUGACUACAAUCACAGAAAACGUACUACUAUAACCCAGAAUGCCAACCGCAUGGUAAAAA
Molecule: messenger RNA, 2066 nt
Organism: Macrosteles quadrilineatus (aster leafhopper)
Lineage: Eukaryota; Metazoa; Arthropoda; Insecta; Hemiptera; Cicadellidae
Exons: 6
Coding region: 130-1218 (362 amino acids)
Source: RefSeq, a predicted model, not a curated record